Molecule: messenger RNA, 1122 nt
Organism: Peromyscus maniculatus bairdii (prairie deer mouse)
Lineage: Eukaryota; Metazoa; Chordata; Mammalia; Rodentia; Cricetidae
Gene: Gipc3
Product: GIPC PDZ domain containing family member 3
Molecular function (GO): protein binding
Source: RefSeq, a predicted model, not a curated record
CUUCCCCCUGGCGGCUCGGGUUCCCGGAUCCGCUUACGCCCGGCUCAGCUGUCGCCGGCCCAGGGCGGGAGGCGCAAGACGCGCCGGACCCCGCGCGCCAUGGACAGCGCUGCGCCCCGCGAGCCCGGGGCCACCGAGCCCCCCGCCCGCGCGCGCCCGCGCCUGGUGUUCCGCACGCAGCUGGCGCACGGCAGCCCCACCGGCAGGAUCGAGGGCUUCACCAACGUCCGCGAGCUCUACGCCAAGAUCGCCGAGGCCUUCGGCAUCGCGCCCACCGAGAUCCUGUUUUGCACCCUCAACAGUCACAAAGUGGACAUGCAGAAGUUGCUGGGGGGGCAGAUCGGGCUGGAAGACUUCAUCUUUGCGCACGUGCGUGGAGAGACCAAAGAGGUGGAGGUCACCAAGACGGAGGACGCUCUGGGUCUGACCAUCACAGACAACGGGGCGGGGUACGCCUUCAUCAAGAGAAUCAAGGAGGGCAGCAUCAUCAACAGGAUCGAGGCAGUGUGCGUGGGCGACAGCAUCGAGGCCAUCAACGACCACUCCAUCGUGGGCUGCCGGCACUACGAGGUGGCCAAGAUGCUGCGCGAGCUGCCCAAGUCCCAGCCCUUCACCCUGCGCCUGGUGCAGCCGCGCAGAGCCUUCGAUAUGAUUGGCCAGAGGAGCAGGAGCAGCAAGUGUCCUGUGGAAGCCAAAGUGAGCAGCGGGAGGGAGACGCUGCGUCUGCGCGCCGGGGGCGCCGCCACCGUGGAGGACGCGCCCAGCGACGUGGAGGCGGCGGCGGCGCGCAGGGUGGACGACCUGCUGGAGAGCUACAUGGGCAUCCGGGACCCCGAGCUGGCGGCCGCGGUGGUGGAGACUGCGCGGAGCUCGGCGGGGGCCCAGGCCUUCGCGCGCGGCCUGGACGCGGUCCUGGGCGAGUUCGCCUUCCCGGACGAGUUCGUGGUGGAGGUGUGGGCGGCCAUCGGCGACGCCCGCGACGGCUGUGGUUAGCGUGUGCGGGGGUCCGCAGCCCCGGGCCCAGCCCCCUGCCGCAGCGCCGCUGCAGGACGCAGGACAGCCCCGGGGCCCGGCCCGGCUCCAGAGCCAGACCCAGGUCCGAGGCCCAGGCCAGGUCCGAGG